AUGAGCCCGACAUCCGAAGAAGCAUCGGAGCUGGAUAUAUCAUCGAGCUCGCCCGACUUCAAGUCCUGGUCUCGAAGCAGCAGCAUCACCAGCAGACACACCAACAUCACUGAAGUCAACGGCCCCCUCGAGGACGCCGAGUUCACAUUCCAAGACAUCCUGUCUUCUUUCUCAUCAUCCCGCACCACUCAGAAGUCGUGUUCUUCCCGCACGCCACCAACAAUGUCUUCGUCACGUUCCGGCCGUUCAGGAGGUUCAUCCAGCCACCGCAGCUCCAAGAGUAGCAAGAAGCCAAGGGCGGUCCAACGCUCCGUUCAGCAGCUCAUCGAGUCGCUCGAAACCCACCGGGUAAACACCCUUACAGAGCUCUGCCGGAUCGAGCGCGUGGCCGCCACCUGCGAGAACGAAGAGGACGCCGUCGCCUUCCAGGGCCCCAUGACGGCGGCCUGGGACUACUACGUCAACAGCAACCAGCUCCUGAGCGAGCUGCGCGGGAUGACGCGCAGCUACCCGAUCUGCAGCGACAUCCUCUACGACGCCCACGUCCGCGUGCGCAGCGACCCGAACUCGAACAAGAGCUGGAACCUGGCGUGGCUCUGCUUGACCAAGAUCCAGGAAGAUGGCCUAGUUGACGGAUACGCCGGCGUCGAGGCCGUGAAGCCUGAGAUGUGGGGAGGCCGCGAGCCCUCGGCGGAGGAGGCGGAACAGCUCAAGGCGUGCUUCGUGUACGAAUGGAACAAGGCCUUGAGUGCCAUGCUCAGGCACUGGGCCGUCGAUCCGGUCUGGUACUAG
Molecule: messenger RNA, 792 nt
Organism: Colletotrichum aenigma
Lineage: Eukaryota; Fungi; Ascomycota; Sordariomycetes; Glomerellales; Glomerellaceae
Exons: 3
Coding region: 1-792 (263 amino acids)
Source: RefSeq, a predicted model, not a curated record